Messenger RNA from Penicillium coprophilum, 804 nucleotides. RefSeq names its product YggS family pyridoxal phosphate enzyme. Lineage: Eukaryota; Fungi; Ascomycota; Eurotiomycetes; Eurotiales; Aspergillaceae. The record is from RefSeq and is a predicted model, not a curated record. Gene Ontology annotation, molecular function: pyridoxal phosphate binding. Gene Ontology annotation, cellular component: intracellular anatomical structure. The transcript has 2 exons. Bases 1 to 804 code for a protein of 267 amino acids.
AUGACAACCAACACAUCACCCGAACCCCCAACAAUGACCCCAGCAACACCAGCGCGUGCCGCCACACUCCUCUCAAACCUAACGGCCGUGGCGCGCGACAAACCAAUUCGACUCGUAGCUGUCUCCAAGCUCAAGCCUGCAGCCGACGCACUGGCCUUACACCAAGCCCCGGGAUCGCAACACCACUUCGGCGAGAAUUACCUGCAAGAACUACUCGAGAAAUCGCGGCUGCUGCCCGCAAGCAUUAAAUGGCACUUCAUCGGCGGACUGCAAAGCAACAAGUGCGUGACGCUUGCGCGGGAUGUGCGCGGGCUGUGGGCUGUCGAGAGUGUCGACUCAGAGAAAAAGGCAAAGUUACUGGAUAAGGGAUGGGGUGAGAGAGGGCCUGAGCUGGCUGCUACGAACCACGAUGAGGACGGGAGACUGCGUAUCUAUGUUCAGGUUAAUACGUCUGGCGAGGCAAAUAAGGCUGGUGUUGAGCCUUCUGGAGCGACGGCGCUUUGCCGAUAUGUUCGUGAGCAGUGUCCCCGACUUAAGUUGCAGGGUUUCAUGACUAUCGGGGCUAUUGCAAGAUCGCGGGCGACGACUGUGGAGAAUGAGAAUGAGGAUUUCGUUUGUUUGAGAGAGACGAGGGAUCGGGUUAUCAAGGAGCUUGGAUUGGUUGGAGAUGACGCUGAGUUGGAGCUUAGUAUGGGUAUGAGCUCAGAUUUCGAGGGGGCGAUUGCUCUUGGAAGCGAUCAAGUUAGGGUUGGAACCACGAUCUUCGGGGAUCGGCCGCCUAAGGCGGAGGCAAGUGUCGUUUGA